AUGAGGUCGGCAAACCAGAAAGAGACGGGCAUCACAGAUAAACAGGCGCACGAGAGGUUGAUGUUUCUCUUUGGGGCGGCUAUUGGCUUAAACAUCAUCAUAACCGUCAAGUCUGGAGAAAGAUUCGAGGGUAUAUUGUCCGGAUCAACCCUCAAUCCCACCCACUCCAAGAUCACCAUGAAGAUGGUCCGAAAAAUACAACCUGCCGCGGUGGGACAAGUUAAUGGUGCUGCACCUCGGGAAGCGGCCUUGACUGGCUCGAGUCCCGAGUACGCAAUGAACUUCGACGUGAAAGACAUGGCCGACAUGAUCAUUUCCGAGUUCUCUCUUCCCGAGAACUCUAAACUCGCCAAUGGUACCCCUUCUGGAUUUCAAACUGACAGCGACAUCUCGGGCAACUCGCUUCGUGGAGAACGGACCCUGAAAAGAUGGGUUCCAGACGGGCCGGACACAACAGACUUCGCUCUGGAGUCUGGCAAUGCUUCUAGCUGGGAUCAAUUCACAGCAAACUCACAACUUUUCGGCGCCAAGAGCACGUAUGACGAAAACCUUUAUACCACGACUAUCGACCGAAACUCCCCCUCAUACAAACGCAGAGAGGCUGAGGCUGAGAGAAUUGCCAGGGAGAUAGAGGGCACGGCAUCUACAAAUCCGCAUGUUCGUGAGGAGCGUGGUCAGGCUCUAGAGAACGAUGGCGAAGACGAAGAAGAAAAAUAUAGCGGUGUUCGUCGUGAUGAUCGUGCUUUUCCACCUUUGCCAGUUGGUGGACCGAACAAAUAUACUCCGCCGGCAAGACGUGCACCAACAGGGCAAGCGACAAUCCCUGGUGCUCCUGUUGAUCCCGCCAUUAUCUCAGCGCAACUAUCUCGAUCUGAAGCCCCCCGAACCAAUGUUCAGAAACCGAAGCAAGAGAAAGAAACCGUGGCAGCUCCGGAGAAACCUUCCGUCGCCUCGACCGAGAAGACCGAACCAGAACCAAAUGGCGCGGCAUCUACAGCGGCUCUGGAGCCAUCGGCCGCUGGGACUCCCGUCGUGGCUCCGGAAGCCGCGAGCAAGGCUGAAAAUGCAAAAACAGGACCACAGUCUACUAGUAGCAUGGCUUCGCAACAGGGCCCUACGGAGAACGUAGAAGCCAAAGUCCUACACCACUUCCGUCAGUUCGCUGACUUCGAGAAGCAAAGAGUGAUAGAAAGAAGGAAGGCACAACAAAGCCAGGAUCGGACCGCCAAGUUGAAUGAGUUUCUUCGUUUCUCCAGAAACUUCAAACUGAAGACGCCAGUCCCGAACGAUCUCAUUGGUAUUCUUGCUAAAGAUCCGGCCAAACAAGAGGCUAUUGUUGAAAAGGCCCAAAAAGAACAUGACGAAUCAACUUCAACCGGUGCCAGCCCUUCACCGGCACCAGUGGCCAACGCCACCCCCCGCAAAGCCGAUGUUCCACAACCUCCCCCUUCUGUGCCCGACCGACAGACAUUCAACCGCGGUCGUGGGGGAUUCCCUCAACCUGGACGAUCUGACCGCCCGGUCAGCCAGCAACAACCACCACUUUUCCCCGGUCGAAACAACAAUACUCCAUAUCAACCCAGAUUCGGUUCCCACCAACAAGAUCGCAAAGCCACUCAACCACAUCCCGUCCCGGCUCCAAUUCCCAUUAUUGACGGCCGAAUACCUCCCACGGGACCGAUGGCCGAGCAAAAUGGAAUGACCAGCCCACAACGAUCGAACAUGCACACUCCAACUUCGGCGAUCUCGGGCAAAUUCAAUCUGAACGUGAAAGCUUCAGAAUUCCGCCCUACUGCCGCAACCUUCAAUCCCGGCGCUCCCUCCCAAACUCCGUCUAGUCCCAGCUCGACGCACAGAGGAGGAUCCAUUUCCCGAACGGCCAGUCCAUCGGUAUUUUUUGGCCACCGAAAACCCAAGCCCUCCUCAGAACGGCCAUCGAUUGCCAAAGAUUUCAACCCGAUAGUACGCAUGAAGGAGGAACAUGCUCCCAAGAAAGUAGAGAGCGGCACAAAGCCUGAAGAGGUGCAGAAGGACUACAGUGGCAAUGGAGGCAUCCCGAAUGCAUUCCAGACAGGACCAAGGUGGACGGUCAAGCCAGACAAUGAUCAAAAAACAUAUGAGGAAGCAUUCGAGCAACCCAGUGGUCCGGUUGCUUCGCCAAUUCAAAGCCGAUCAGGAUCCAGUCAUCACAUUCCAUUUCCUGGACAGGGGGUGCCAAUCCCGAAUGGUCCUGCUAAUAUCCCACACAUCUCGACGCCUCAGCAUGCACCACAUACCGGACCACACCAAUACCCGCAUCAAUACGAUGAAGGAAACCAUCGGAUACAGUUUGGGGCUGCCACUUCUGGAGUUUUCCCGUCUCCUAGUAUGCCAGCUCGUCAGGCAUCUGCUUAUGCCUCGCCAAUGGCACAUCCCGCUCAACUCUCAUAUCAGCAACAACCCUAUUUUGGCACGCCUGGUGGACAAAUGCCGAUGCAAAUGCGACCUUACCCAGGCACUCCCGGGAUGAUGCAUGCUCAGGUUGGACAGAUGAGUGCACCGGUAAUGGUUCAGCAGCCUUCUAAUGGACCGUACAUGGCAGUUCCUCAACAAUUCAAUCACCAAAUGCAAAUGUAUUCACCGAACCCCAGUCAAGUAUAUCCUCAACAGAACGCCGGAUACUCGAGUCCAGGACGGAUGGCCCCCAUGAUGAUGCAGCAAGGGUCACAACCAGGUCAUCCGGCAGCACCGAAUAUGAUGUUUAGUAUUUCGAAUCAAGGGGCUCCAAUGGUAUAUCCGCAACAACAGAUGGGAAUGCCUCGAGGCGGCUAUGGAGGUGGCCAUCAGUAUGGAUCGACACCUCAUCAGGGAUAUGCCAUGCAACAUCGAACAAUGAGCAGCGGAUAUGGACAAAUGCCCCCAAAAAUGCAUCCUCAAGUACAGCCGAACCACGUAAAUCCCAUGAAUGGACCACCUCAAGGGCCAACGUAUGGUCAGAUGGAAGGAGUGCAAGAUGAUGGCAAGUGA
Messenger RNA from Rhinocladiella mackenziei CBS 650.93, 3006 nucleotides. RefSeq lists its product as uncharacterized. The transcript is spliced from 3 exons. The record is from RefSeq and is a predicted model, not a curated record. Lineage: Eukaryota; Fungi; Ascomycota; Eurotiomycetes; Chaetothyriales; Herpotrichiellaceae. Gene Ontology annotation, molecular function: RNA binding. Gene Ontology annotation, cellular component: cytoplasmic stress granule. Gene Ontology annotation, biological process: cytoplasmic stress granule assembly. The coding region runs from base 1 to 3006 and encodes 1001 amino acids.